GGCAGCGUUUAGGUCAUGUAAUUGAUUCUGUUGGAAAGGGGAGAAAUUGUGCUUUGACAUUACAGUUGAUCUGGAAGUAUUACGUUUUUGGGGCGCUAAAAUAAGGGCAAUUGUACGGACCAAGGCGAUGUACGAGUUUACGUUACACCUGUAAGUGCCCAGAAUUUCAAGAGUGACGUUGCUAAUGUGCACAGGUGUCGGUUGUUGAGGUGGCGGAGCAUUUUCACGAUGACAACUUUCCGUUUUUGACGACGACCGAAGCAUGAACGAGAAAUCCGACGAAGACAUUUUUGUAAGAAAAGAGCUGGACACUUGCCAAUUGUACGGACCAAGGCGAUGUACGAGUUUACGUUACACCUGUAAGUGCCCAGCAUUUCAAGAGUGACGUUGCUAAUGUGCACAGGUGUAGGUUGUUGAGGUGGCAGAGCAUUCUCACGAUGACAACUUUCCGUUUUUGACGACGACCGAAGCAUGAACGAGAAAGUCGACGAAGACAUUUUUGUAAAAAAGAUCUGGACACUUGCCAAAGUAGGCUGCUGCAAUAAUUAUUUGCGCGCAACGUUAAAUGCCAACGCUUGGCUGUAUCACUCUCACGUCAACUGCUGCUGAGAACGAGAUGAUUUAACUCUGGAGAAUGUCACAUUGUCCACUGUAAACUCGCUACCCCUAGUCUUUGCUCUGGCGGUUCAAGGAAGUGCGAAAUUGCGCACAGAUAACGGGGAGACAAUACAUUAAGACGGGAAACAGCAGCUGUGGUCAGACAGAAGGCGCAUGUUGAACUAUGGAGAUGUAUACUUCGAGGAAACUUUGCAUCUUGCUGUCGUUCACAUUUUUGUUUUUUACAGACAUCCAUUUCUUCAUCACUGAAAAAGAUAAGUAAUCGAGUUUAUCAUUUCAAAACUGACAAACUUUUUAUUUUUUUAUUUUUUACAUUUCUUAAAAUAAAUGUUUAUGUAUAAAAAAUAUUACAUUUUAACUUCAAUUAUCUAAACACAUCUCAACAAAAAAAAGAUAGUCACAAAUGUUGUAGCUUAGACCCUAUUUUACAUCUGAGUUAUUGUUGUGCCCACCAUUGGUUGAGACGGCAUGCUCUUGAACACAGGGUGGGUGUCAUUUCAAUCAUAGAAAUAGAAUUGACCUAUCCCUUCAGACCACUGCAAUUUAGCUGGUACACCUUUGACAUUUAAAUUGAAUUGACAUUUUAACUUCUAAUUACUGCCACGAAGAAGGCUUUUGGUCCACCCGCUGUCGAAUGUCAACUUUAAAUGGUAAUGUCUGUUCUAUAUAUUGAUGUUUCCUAUGGAGGAUUGAUAGUAUAAUUUAAAACAACAUUUCCAUUCAAGUCAACGUUCUCUGAUGUGUGGACAUCCAACCAUCUUUGUGGUACCAUUUGAAUGUCGACGUUUUCAUUUUAGUACAUUUAUCAGCCAAAACAUGACACCCACCCUGUAUUCAAGAGCAUGUUCUGUCUCAACUGAUGGCAGUCACAACACAAAAACCUCUGAUGUAAAAUAAGGUCUAAGCUACAACAUAUGUGAAUAUGAAAAAACAUUGGCGUUUUUAUAUAAUUGACGAUUAAGGAUAAAAACAUACUUUUUAUUAGAAAACAGUUUGACAACCCUGUUUGUAAGCUUUUAAAUGAUUUCAAUCUCACCGUACAUUUUUUUCAGUGUUGAUGUAAUAUGUGGUUGUAAUAUGGUGGGGAAAGCAAAAUAGGUACUUUUAUUUACCUUUUUAUAUCUUGAAUGUUUUGGCAUUCAGGUCCAAAAAGUCAUCCUUGGUCAAGAAGGCUAUAGUUUCUCAACGAGAACGUUGUUGGAGAAAAAUUGACUGAAAUCUCAAGAGGAUGUGCAGGCAGUCGAGUAUCCAUUGACGAGCAAGAUUUUUCUUGAUCUUUCGUCUGCUCAUUGGUGCUCAGUGGCAGGUGCUGGUUAUCUGCUUCCCCCACCUGGUUAUUUGGAGACAUUGCAGUCUCUCUGGCCAUGUGGUUUUUAUUGAGUAAAUCUCCACUCAAUCAGAACAGGCAGUGGACUGGGGUGAUGACAUCCUUAGCGGCUUUGCCAACAACCGCAUGCAUCCGGUUUUUAGGUGUGCUGGCCCAGAUCCAGAUGCCGCAGAGGACCAUGGAAGUGAUCGAGGGUCAGAAAGUGGUGCUGCAGGCCUGGUAUAGCCCCAGCUCCAUCACUGGCAAGAACACCGUUCUCUGGAACUUUGUGGCCAAUAACACCCAACUGAUCAUCUCGUACACCCCAGACUCGAUCAGUUUUGGCAGCCCCCAGUUCGGGGAGCGCGUGGGCUUCACGGCCACCAUGCCCUCGGCCAACCUGUCCCUGUACAUCAACAACACGCAGGAGUCGGACUCAGGACGCUACCUCUGCCAGGUCAUCAUCCCCGGGGCCCAGGGCCUGACUGGAGAACUUAGCCUCAACGUCAAUGUCCCUCCUGCGGUCCCAGAGUGCUCUCUGUCAGGGAAGCCAGUUCUGAAGGGCAACGUCACACUGAGCUGCAAGUCUAAGUCAGGAAAGCCCAUCCCAAUGUACAAGUGGAAGAAGACCAGCCCCCCGUCCGAGGUCUUCUUCUCUCCCAUGCUCAAUGAAAAAACGGGCACGCUGAAGCUGAGCAACUUGAGCAGCAGCAUGUCGGGGAAGUACGUUUGUACGGCCAGCAACACAGCUGGCAAUGACAGCUGCUACAUCAACCUGGAGGUCAUUACCUCGACUAAUGCAGGGAUGAUUGCUGGAGCCACGGUGGGCUCUGUGUUGGUCUUCAUAUUCAUCAUCCUCUUCCUCGUCUACCUUCUGAGGCGAAAGAGAGACUAUGAAGAGGAACGGGCCAACGACAUCAAGGAGGACGCUCAGGCGCCCAAGCGCAUCUCGUGGGCCAAGAGCGCCGGCUCAGGAUCGGACGUGGUCUCCAAGAACGGCACACUCUCCUCCAUCACCACCACUACCAACAGGCCCCACCAGAGGGAGCCCUCGUCCCAGCACCACCACCACAACCACCACCUCCAGCAUUAUCCCCAACGCCCUCCCUCUGACACAGCCUCCAUCAUCACAGCCACAGGCAGCGUCUCUGGCUACCGCGCUGGACCACGCCACGGAGCAUCCACCCACGGCCAUGCCGUGCCGGACUACGGCUACAACGUGGCUACACCCCUGCCCCGUGUUCAACUGGCUAAUUCUGCAGCAUCCAGUGCCAACGGUAGCCCCAUGCCCAGAACCAAGCACCCACAGUCCUACACGCAGCCCCAGGCAGCACCUGCUUCCCCGCGCCCACCACCUCUGCCCACUAUUGUGACUGCGUCCAACAUCUCCCGCAUGGGAGGGGUGCCCAUCAUGGUGCCAGCUCAGAACCAGGCUGGCUCGCUGGUGUAACGCCAGUCUGCCAUGGUGCAUUGUCCCUUUACCCUUCAACGCUGUACUUACACACGUAGAUUUUCAAAAGGAAAAGAUUCAAAUGCCACUAAGAUAUGUCUAACUCGAGCAUUAAAGCUUGAAUUGGCCUUCGAGAAGCUGGGGCAUUUGAUCCGGUCAAAAUGCAGUGAGAUCAUUAGUAAGACCUUAAAAGAGAUGGACUGUGUUGCUACAUAAGGCAGUUUUAUUUAAUUAAGUAUAUGGAAAUACUUUUUUUUUUACACUUUUUAUACUCAGUUUGUAUGCUAAGGAUGCAUAGAUCUGGAUUUCAUACAUUUGUGCAGUAUCUUUUUUUAAAUUAUUAUUGUACUAUCAAUCAAUGUAUUUUUUACAAAGUUUUCCAAUGCAACUUUUUUCGUGGUUGUAUUUACUCUAUCUACCACGUCCUAUGAAGGCCAUUCGAUGACAUCACUUUAAAAAUGGGGACAAGAUGUCAUGACACCCACUGGUCAAUGCGUGUGUGUUGCCUGUGUAUUACAGCAAGAACAGUCAAUGCGUGGAUCCCACUGAUGUUUUACUUUAUGCAUUACGCGGAGAUUGUAUCGAUAUGACAACUGUAGAUUAGGACCAAAUAUAAAUAUAUAUGUUUAAUUGUCACAUACACGGAUAGGUGCAGUGAAAUGUGUUUUACAGGGUCAGCAAUAGUAGUGCUGCACCCCUGGAGCAAAUUAGGGUUAUGUGCCUUGCUCAAGGGCACAUUGACAGAUUUUCACCUUGUUGGCUGGGGUAUUCGAACGCUUUAAGCGCUAGGCUACCUGCCGCCCUGUGCUUCAAACCAAAUUUGCAUAUAUUAUUAAUUUUAUUCUCAAAUAUGGUGGACUACUGCUGAAUACCUGUCUAGCCACAUGCAGUUAAGAAAGUUUAAAAAAAAGACUGGGCAUACUAGAAUGAUAUUUUCUGCAACAUUUUCUAAAUCCUAGGUAAUCGUUGCCUUUUCAUGUACCUUGUAUAAAACUUCAUGCCAAUGCUCUUUAGACACAGCGCUUAAAACAUUACUAUUUUACUGCAUAGGAAUAGCUUAUAGUAUAAAAUACAAUUUGACACAUUACAUUUGAAUUUAUCGGCUAAGAUAGUGGUUAUAUAUGGUUCCACCAUUGAGUUGUAAUGAUUUUUGGUUGCUCUAAACAAGGAAAUUGUAAAUAAGAUAUUUACUAUUUUUCUUUCGAUUGUAUUUGAGGCUAUUCGUUGAAUCGUAUGUGACAGACUGGAUACAAAACCAAAGAGGUUUCAACUUGUCAACAUCCCAAGCUGAUGACAAAUAUAUUAAUGGAUAAUAGACCCAAAAUGUGUCACAUAAAAUGAGUCUAAUAUGAGGCAUAAAAGAUACAAGGCAUAAAACAAUUAAAGUGAUUUUGGCUAUGUCACUGAUCAAACUACCCUUGAGUCAAUCUGGACUUCUUUUGAUAGCAUUUACUUUGGCAAAACUCUACUGUCCAAUUUUUACCCCUAGUCUUGAUGGCUCUAUUCAGACAUGUCUGUGUGUAGCAAGGUAAUAUUGUUCCGCUAGGUUAUGAACAAGAUACUUGUAGUAGAUCCAAGAAACAAAGCGUGGCACACAAGACUACCCAUUUUAAAUAUGAAGUGGAGGUUUGUGUCACUUUAAAUCCGGGGACUGGUUAAUAUUAAUGGCUGGAGUUAAAUGAAUAGAACAGCUUAAAUGAAGCAUGUAGGUUUUCCUUCUAAGCCUAUCCUCAACCUCUGUAUCACUGGAGAAUAGCUAUUGCCAGUACACUGGAGCAGAGAGACACUGUUGGAGCUAGGAACACAAGCAUUUCGCUACACCUGCAAUAACAUCUGCUAAACAUGUGUAUGCGACCAAUAAAAUUUGAUUUGAUGUAAGACACCGUCUUAUGUCUGUUUUAUGCGCACAGAAGGUCAGACAGGAAGAAAAGCCAAAUGCUAAAAAGGAUUAGCCACAACAUCGCAGAGGAUGUGUGACAAUUUUUGUUGUAUGUGACAUACUUGUAUGUGUAGUGGUAUUCAAUGGCAAAUGCUUUUGCUGUUUUAAAGAUGGGAAAAAUAUGAAACAAUGUUCAAGACUGGCCUUUUGUGAUACUGUAAUGUAUAUGCAUGAUGUAAUACAGGGAUAGAAUUACAAAACAAACACAAAAUGAUAACAUUGAAUAUCACAGAACAUCUUAUAAAUACUAGUAAUCGAUUAGUUAUAACUGAUAAUGGAACGUAAGAAGACACACUGAUGGCUGUUGUGCUAAUGUAUGUAUAUAUGCUCAACCAUAGACAACUAUGUACAGUGUUUAAGUUUCUUCAACUUAUAUAUCUAUUGAAAAUACUCUAUCAAUAUUUUUAAUUAAAAGAUGAAUGGUUGUAAA
Salvelinus fontinalis (brook trout) is the source of this 5743-nucleotide messenger RNA. Its product is annotated as endothelial cell-selective adhesion molecule-like. Lineage: Eukaryota; Metazoa; Chordata; Actinopteri; Salmoniformes; Salmonidae. The coding region runs from base 1983 to 3374 and encodes 463 amino acids. The transcript has 9 exons. Gene Ontology annotation, biological process: homophilic cell-cell adhesion. Gene Ontology annotation, molecular function: cell-cell adhesion mediator activity. The record is from RefSeq and is a predicted model, not a curated record. Gene Ontology annotation, cellular component: adherens junction; plasma membrane.